Messenger RNA from Drosophila elegans, 2653 nucleotides. RefSeq lists its product as uncharacterized. The coding region runs from base 695 to 2500 and encodes 601 amino acids. The transcript has 9 exons. NCBI's taxonomy places the organism in Eukaryota, Metazoa, Arthropoda, Insecta, Diptera, Drosophilidae. The record is from RefSeq and is a predicted model, not a curated record.
GCAAAGAGCUGCAAACCACAAGCGUCCGCAGAAGUUAUAAGACUCAAAAAUUCAACCGGCAACGGUACUCGGAACUCCGUUCGGACUAUUAUGUAAGAUUAGGCAAUCUGCGAACACACAUCCACUUACAUACUCGCCCAACUCCCCCACUUGGCGGCUGAUUCUAUUUGGCAAGUUGCACUUGAGUGAUUUUUCGGGCUUCCAAAAAAAAAAAACAAAAAACGGAAAACCAACAAACCUUUGAACAGACGUGCAAUAUGUAAAGCGGCCCAAAUGACGUAGCCGAGAAAACCCGACCAAAGAGCUGCCAACCAAAGAUCGCGCAAUAUCAAAAAGCAUUAUCGAAAGUGAGACCAAGACAAAACCUCCCCCGCCCUCCGAAAAAAUAAGAGCUACCGUUUUGUAUCGCUUAAAGACCAACAUCGGAUCCGGAUCGUCAACUUUUAUGACCAACGUCGCGAGGAUUUGCUAAGCGCCCCGAAAUGGGCCAAGUUGUUCGGUGUCAGUUGGUCAAAGUGCGUGCCGAGCUGUGAACUGUGAACCGUGAAUCGGGCUUGUGGGUGUGAAAAAAAGCGCGUUGGAAAACCCAAAUUGAGUUGAGCAGGUCAGUGCUCAAACUGCCCUGAAAACAAGAGGCUAAACGGAUUUAAAUUAAAGGAACUUGUAUUAAAUAGCUGCCAGUCGAGUGACGGACAUGAAGAUGAGCAGAUUACCCAAGCGCUUCGGUCAGAUUCUGCUGAUGAUGCUGCUGAUGAAGCUGCAGCUGCAGCCCAUUAGCGGUUUGGAACAAAGCACAGACUACACGGUUGUUAGCAAAAGUGCAGGUGUGGCCACCACCACUUCGGCACCACCCACGCUGGUGCCACCACUACGCAUUUUUAAAGGUCGCAUUCAGACCACAACUCCAUCUGGAUUAUCCACUUCUGGUAGUCGUCCUUUGGCCGCUGGAGCUGAAGCGCAACAGGAGUUGGUUGGCAUCUCCAAGUCUUACAUCUCCGGACCCACCACACAACCCUCGAAGUUGUCUAAAAGAGCUGGAUUAGCAGGGCCUAAAAAGUUCCCGAAGGAUGUGCGCAAUCGCAGCAGCAAUGCUGUGGAACGCAACAAGCUACAACACGAAGUGCCCGAUCACGUGCCCGACUCUUCUGGCUUUAUACCCCAUCGCAUUGGCCAUCCUGUGCACCUGGAUUACGGUUCUACGGGCGUUGAUUCCAGUGGAGCUCCUACAGGAAGCGGAGGAUAUCAUGCUGCGCCCUAUGAAAACAGCAAAUGGCAGGAGGAAUACUGGGAUCAGGAAUACGCGGGACAACAGCACCAACACAAUGGAACCAGAGUGCAGCACAUCGAAGCGGAAUGUCAGGAUGACUAUAUGAAGAUACGCAUUGGCUUCAAUGGCUCUUUCAGUGGUUUGCUUUAUUCAGCUGGUUAUGCUUAUGAUCCAGACUGUAUGUACAUCAAUGGAUCUGGUAGGGACUACUACGAAUUUUAUAUUCAAUUAAAUCGAUGUGGUACAUUGGGCAAGAAUUCUCUGCAAGAGGAAAGUCGCAAGAAUCCCACGAACUUUAUGUGGAAUACGGUAACAGUGCAGUAUAAUCCACUGAUUGAAGAGGAGUAUGAUGAGCACUUCAAGGUCACCUGCGAGUAUGGCUAUGAUUUCUGGAAAACUGUGACAUUUCCCUUUCUAGAUGUGGAGGUGGCCACUGGUAAUCCUGUAGUCUUUACACUAAGUCCACCCGAAUGCUAUAUGGAAAUCCAGAAUGGCUAUGGCAUUGGAGGUCCACGUGUGACUGGUCCAGUGCGUGUGGGCGAUCCCCUGACCUUGAUCAUCUACAUGAGGAGCAAAUAUGACGGCUUCGACAUUGUGGUCAACGAUUGCUAUGCACACAAUGGCGCCAACAAGCGGAUACAACUCAUCGAUCAGCACGGUUGUCCGGUGGAUGACAAGCUCAUCUCACGCUUCAGGGGUUCCUGGUCGGAUUCUGGAGUGUACGAGACCCAGGUGUAUGCCUACAUGAAGACCUUCCGGUUCACUGGCUCCCCGGCGCUCUAUAUUGAGUGCGAUGUGCGGAUGUGCCAUGGGCGGUGUCCAAGCCAACCAUGUCACUGGAGAAAUCUAAAGGCGGUGACCAAGCGCGACACCUCGAAUAUGACGGCCACAAAUCUUUCCAUGCCGCCAUUAUCCGCCGAAGGCGAUGGCUUGACCACGGAGAAUCCGCCAGCGAAUUCGCUUUCGGAGAACGUAAAUCUCUUCCAGUCACUUCGAGUUUUGCAAGAGGGGGAAACUGAUGGGGAUGAUGUGUAUGCCCAUCGGCAGUCGAAGCCCUUGUCGCCACACCAAACCUGCCUGAAGACCUCGACAUUUUCGGCGCUGACCGCUGGCUGCUCGGCGAUAUUGUGUGUGCUUACAGUAACCCUCUUCAUUGCCUGCUCGAGAUUAAAGCGCCGCAAGGAGUCCUCACUGUACGACUCGUAUAUAGCACACAAAGGACAAAUCGAUUGAUAGCACGCAAUCUGGCCAAGUUUUGGCCUUGUUCUGAGCACAUUGUGUAUAUAGCUUUUGACCCACAACAUUCUGUUUUAGUUAGAGCUAAGUUUGCUGUAGUCUUUUUAUUAGGUUCUGCGUGUUAGACUUAAGUUUUGAUUUUGCCAACUA